Messenger RNA from Penicillium egyptiacum, 1227 nucleotides. The record is from the annotation of a GenBank genome assembly. Lineage: Eukaryota; Fungi; Ascomycota; Eurotiomycetes; Eurotiales; Aspergillaceae.
AUGGAGAUGAUCUAUUCCGACAUGGCAUCCAUUGAUAAAAGCCUCGCCUUGGCUGGAUUCCUCCAAACCUUCUUGCGUGAUUUGAUUCUCCCUUCUCUGUUAUCUUUAUUCUAUCUCUUUUGCACCGGCUCUUUAUUCUUUGACGUGGUCCAUUAUAUGCUGCAUCGAACGGACAAAUCGUCUCUUCCUGUUCUCCGAAGUCUCGCACGCAUUCACCGUUUCCAUCAUCUGUAUUUUACUCGGCAUAUGAAGUUCGACGAUAGAUAUCUCUGGCGAAAUCUGGUUCAAGCGCUACCGCUUGAGUUAGGGCUUCAAAUCCUUGGAACUGCACUAGGAUAUGUCUUUGCUGCUUUGGUGACUCCCGCCGGCCUUGUGUGGGUACCACGGAGUCACCUCUGGUCUAUGAUGGGCAUUCAAAUCUUCAGAACGACGUUUGUAAUGCUCGCGAAUGGCCGCGACUCGAACCAUCUGGUGUACAAAACCGCCCCAAAAGAUCCCAACUGGAUAUUUGCUGGCCCGGAGUUCCACGCCCUCCAUCAUGUUUACCCGGAUCGCUACAUUGGAUCAUUUAUCAAACUAUUUGACUGGGUGUGGGGCACCGCCUACUCCUUUCGAGGGAAACGCUUCGUGAUCACGGGUGGAAGCGGAGCCUUUGGCCAAGCUAUUGUAGCAGAGCUUGAACAAGAAGGAGUACAGAGCAUUCGCAAUUUGAAGUUCGGCGUCGAUUGGGACCAUCACCACUUUGAAAAGGCUAUCGCAGCGCUUUCCGCGUGUGACGUCCUCAUCCUAGCCCACAGUACCGAAGACCAAGACGCAGAUUGCAAUUCUGCAGUCCAACUGGUGCGACUAUUCAAACAGAAUAGAUCUUUCGGCGAAACCAGUCCGACGCUUCCAGAAGUGUGGUACGUUGGUAGUGAAAUUGAAUUACUUCCAUCAUUUGGAAAUGAACAAUUACAACGUUAUUCCCAAUCAAAACGACGCUUUCUCCCACAUGCUCGUUCAUUCUUUGAUGACCCUGAUAUGCUUUACCGCCAUAUUGUCCCAUCAUCUUUUCGGUUACCGUUGGGGACAGUUAUACCCCCGGCAGGUUGGGCAGCUAAGGGUGCAAUGUGCUGGAUUCGGAGAGGUGCCCGAUAUAUCCCUGUUACAUAUACGGGAAUUGCAUAUUUGAACUACUUCAAGUUUAUGCAUUGGGUUCCCUACGCACAGGAUACAGAUAAAUCGUGA